AUGGGCGUGGACUUCGACGUGAAGACGUUCUGCCACAACCUGCGGGCCACCAAGCCGCCCUACGAGUGCCCGGUGGGCUCGUGCCGCAAGAUCUACAAGAGCUACAGCGGCAUCGAGUACCACCUCUACCACUAUGACCACGAGCACCCGCCGCCGCCGCCGCCGCCUCACGCCCCGCCGCGCAAGCACAAGAAGAAGGGGCGCCAGGCCCGCGCCGCCAACAAGCGCUCCCCCAGCCCCUCCGAGCCCUCGCAGUCCCCCGGCCGCGAGGUGAUGACCUACGCCCAGGCCCAGCGCAUGGUGGAGGUGGACCUGCACGGCCGCGUGCACCGCAUCAGCAUCUUCGACAACCUGGACGUGGUGUCCGAGGACGACGAGGCUCCCGACGAGGCGCCCGAGAGCGGGAGCAACAAGGAGAACGCCGAGGGGCAGCCCGCCGCCGCCGCCGCCGCCGCCGCCGCGCCCAAGGCGGGCAAGCACAAGAACAAGGAGAAGCGCAAGGACGCCAACCACCACCACCACCACCACCACCACCACAACGCCUCGGCCGGCGCCGCCCCCAAGCUGCCCGAGGUGGUGUACCGCGAGCUGGAGCAGGACACCCCCGACGCCCCGCCGCGACCCACCUCCUACUACAGGUACAUCGAGAAGUCGGCGGAGGAGCUGGACGAGGAGGUGGAGUACGACAUGGACGAGGAGGACUACAUCUGGCUGGACAUCAUGAACGAGCGGCGGAAGACGGAAGGCGUCAGCCCCAUCCCCCAGGAGAUCUUCGAGUACCUGAUGGACAGGCUGGAGAAGGAGUCCUACUUCGAGAGCCACAACAAGGGCGACCCGAACGCCCUGGUGGACGAGGACGCCGUGUGCUGCAUCUGCAACGACGGCGAGUGCCAGAACAGCAACGUCAUCCUCUUCUGCGACAUGUGCAACCUGGCCGUGCACCAGGAGUGCUACGGGGUGCCCUACAUCCCCGAGGGACAGUGGCUCUGCAGGAGGUGCCUGCAGUCGCCCUCGCGAGCCGUGGACUGCGCCCUGUGCCCCAACAAGGGCGGCGCCUUCAAGCAGACGGACGACGGGCGCUGGGCGCACGUGGUGUGCGCCCUCUGGAUCCCCGAGGUGUGCUUCGCCAACACGGUCUUCCUGGAGCCCAUAGACAGCAUCGAGCACAUCCCGCCCGCGCGGUGGAAGCUGACCUGCUACAUCUGCAAGCAGCGCGGCUCCGGGGCUUGCAUCCAGUGUCACAAGGCCAACUGCUACACCGCUUUCCACGUCACCUGCGCCCAGCAGGCCGGGCUCUACAUGAAGAUGGAGCCCGUCCGCGAGACGGGAGCCAACGGGACCUCCUUCAGCGUGCGCAAAACCGCCUACUGCGACAUCCACACGCCCCCGGGCUCCGUGCGCAGGCUCCCCGCGCUGUCCCACAGCGAAGGGGAGGAGGAGGACGAGGAGGAAGAGGAGGAGGGCAAGGGCUGGAGCUCCGAGAAGGUCAAAAAGGCGAAGGCCAAGUCUAGGAUCAAAAUGAAGAAGGCGCGGAAGAUCCUGGCGGAGAAGCGAGCGGCGGCACCCGUGGUUUCUGUCCCCUGCAUCCCCCCCCACAGGCUCAGCAAGAUCACCAACCGUUUAACCAUCCAGAGGAAGAGCCAGUUCAUGCAGCGGCUGCACAGCUACUGGACUCUGAAGAGGCAGUCCCGCAACGGCGUCCCCCUGCUGCGCCGCCUCCAGACGCACCUGCAGUCGCAGAGGAACUGCGAUCAGGUGAGGAGAGACACUGAGGAUAAGAACUGGGCCCUGAAGGAGCAGCUGAAGUCAUGGCAGCGCCUCCGCCAUGACCUCGAGCGCGCGCGCUUGCUGGUGGAGCUGAUUCGCAAGCGGGAGAAGCUCAAGAGAGAGACGAUCAAAGUGCAGCAGGUGGCGCUGGAAAUGCAGCUCACGCCCUUCCUCAUCCUCCUCCGCAAGACGCUCGAGCAGCUGCAGGAGAAAGACACGGGCAACAUCUUCAGCGAGCCGGUCCCUCUGUCUGAGGUAACAGAAAUCUACGAAGUCCCGGACUACCUGGACCACAUCAAGAAGCCGAUGGAUUUUCAGACAAUGAAACAAAACCUGGAGGCCUAUCGCUACCUGAACUUUGACGACUUCGAGGAGGAUUUCAACCUGAUCAUCAACAACUGUUUGAAAUACAAUGCCAAAGACACGAUCUUCUACCGGGCAGCCGUCCGGCUGCGGGAGCAGGGGGGCGCGGUUCUGCGGCAGGCUCGCCGGCAGGCAGAGAAGAUGGGCAUUGACUUUGAGACAGGCAUGCACUUCCCUCACUGCGUGGCUGUGGAGGAGCCUCAGGUGCAGGAUGUCGACGACGACGUGCGGCUGCUGCUCUCGGAGAACCAGAAGCACCUGCCCCUGGAGGAGCAGCUGAAGAUCUUGCUCGAGCGGCUGGAUGAGGUCAACGCGGGCAAGCAGAGCGUAGGACGGUCCCGCCGGGCCAAGAUGAUCAAGAAGGAGAUCACGGUCCUGCGGCGAAAGCUCGCUCACCCCCGGGACCUGGGCCGAGACGGGCUGGAGCGGCACAGCUCCUCCGCCAGGGGCGUCCUGCAGUCGCACAACCCCUGCGAGAAGGACCUGCAGACAGACAGCGCUGCCGAGGAGAGCAGCAGCCAGGAGACCGGCAAAGGUCUGGGCCCCAAUUCUUCUUCCACCCCGGCACACGAAGUGGGCAGGAGGACCUCAGUGCUCUUUUCCAAGAAGAACCCUAAAACUGCAGGACCCCCAAAACGUCCGGGACGUCCCCCGAAGAACCGAGACAGCCAGAUCGCUCCCGGCCACGGCAACAGCCCCAUCGGCCCCCCGCAGCUCCCCAUGAUGGGGUCCUCCCAGCGGCAGAGGAAGCGAGGGCGAAGCCCCCGCCCCAGCUCCAGCUCCGACAGCGACAGCGACAAGUCCACGGAGGACGCUCCCAUGGACCUGCCCGCCAACGGCUUCAGCAGCGGGAACCAGCCGGUGAAGAAGAGCUUCCUGGUGUACCGGAACGACUGUAACCUCCCUCGGAGCAGCUCCGACUCCGAGUCCAGCAGCAGCAGCAGCAGCAGCGCUGCCUCGGACCGCACCAGCACAACGCCCUCAAAGCAGGGCCGGGGGAAGCCCUCCUUCUCCCGCGUCAACUUCCCCGAGGACAGCAGCGAGGACACGUCAGGGACGGAGAACGAAUCCUACUCGGUGGGCGCCGGGCGAGGCGUGGGGCACAGCAUGGUGCGGAAGGGCAUCGGCCGCGGCGCGGGGUGGCUCUCCGAGGACGAGGACUCUUCCCUGGACGCCCUGGACCUGGUGUGGGCCAAGUGCCGGGGGUACCCGUCCUACCCGGCGCUGAUCAUCGACCCCAAGAUGCCGCGGGAGGGCAUGUUCCACCACGGCGUCCCCAUCCCCGUGCCCCCCCUGGAGGUGCUGAAGCUGGGCGAGCAGAUGACUCAGGAAGCGCGGGAGCACCUCUACCUCGUCCUCUUCUUCGACAACAAGCGCACUUGGCAGUGGCUGCCCCGCACGAAGCUGGUGCCCCUGGGCGUCAACCAGGACCUGGACAAGGAGAAGAUGCUGGAGGGCCGCAAGUCCAACAUCCGCAAGUCGGUGCAGAUCGCCUACCACCGCGCCAUGCAGCACCGCAACAAGGUGCAGGGCGAGCAGAGCAGCGACUCCAGCGACAGCGACUGA
This is a messenger RNA of Cygnus atratus (black swan), 3696 nucleotides long. It is a transcript of the gene BRPF1, whose product is annotated as bromodomain and PHD finger containing 1. Gene Ontology annotation, biological process: regulation of transcription by RNA polymerase II. The coding region runs from base 1 to 3696 and encodes 1231 amino acids. The transcript has 13 exons. Gene Ontology annotation, cellular component: MOZ/MORF histone acetyltransferase complex. The record is from RefSeq and is a predicted model, not a curated record. NCBI's taxonomy places the organism in Eukaryota, Metazoa, Chordata, Aves, Anseriformes, Anatidae. Gene Ontology annotation, molecular function: protein binding.